Messenger RNA from Staurois parvus, 186 nucleotides. The record is from the annotation of a GenBank genome assembly. Lineage: Eukaryota; Metazoa; Chordata; Amphibia; Anura; Ranidae.
AUGAAUGCUUCACCGACCCCUCUGACUUCUCCUUCCACCAGAAAGCACACAGUGGCAACCACCUCUUCUCCUGUGCCAUCUGCCGGGUCUCAUUCAAGUCCGAGUCAACAUUCGUCAAGCACCAGCGCUGUCACUCCGGAGAGAAACCGUUCCAGUGCUCAGAGUGCGGCCGUUGCUUUGCCCUGA